CCGGGUCGACGAGCGCGCGGCGGCGGCGGCGGCAGCGACGGCUGGGCCUAGUUGUGGCUGUCGUUCGUGCGGCGGCGGUGGCCAGCGCCCGGGAGCGGCCGGCUGGGCGCCAAGUUCCCGGAGCUGAACUCCAAUGUCCAGCAAUGGAUGACGACAGCCUGGACGAGCUUGUGGACCGCAGCCCAGGGCCAGGUGGACACCCAGGACUCAGCUCUGCUGCCCUGGCCGGUGAUACUGCAGACAGCAGUGACGGUAACAGUGAGGGCUUCGAGGAUGACACGGGCACUGAGCACAGCGAUGGCACCGAUGGAGAAGAUGAGGAGGGGGACCUGGAAGACGGAUCUGGUUCCGAAGAUUCCGAAGACGACGACGAUGACGUGGAAGCAUUAGUGGCAGUAGCGGAUACUCAGGGGGAGCUGGAAGCCGAUGACAUAUUUAAUUCUGAUGAUGAUUCCGAGAGCUGCCCAAUUUGUCUCAAUGCUUUCAGGGACCAGGCUGUGGGGACACCAGAGAACUGUGCCCAUUACUUCUGCCUGGACUGUAUCAUGGAAUGGUCCAAGAAUGCCAAUUCCUGUCCAGUUGAUCGGACUAUAUUUAAAUGUAUUUGUAUUCGAGCUCAGUUUGGUGGUAAAAUUUUGAAGAAGAUUCCAGUGGAGGAUGCCCGAGCUGGAGAGGACGAAGAGGAAGACCCCACCUUCUGUGAGGUGUGUGGCAGGAGUGACCGGGAGGACCGGCUGCUCCUCUGUGAUGGCUGUGAUGCCGGGUACCACAUGGAGUGUUUGGACCCCCCUCUCCAGGAGGUGCCAGUGGACGAGUGGUUCUGUCCGGAGUGUGCUGCCCCUGGAGCUGCCCCUGCCGCCGAUGCGGGUCCUGUGAGUGAGGAGGAGGUCUCCUUGCUCUUGGCCGACGUGGUGCCCACCACCAGCCGACUUCGGCCUCGAGCAGGGAGGACCCGGGCCAUCGCCAGGACACGGCAGAGUGAGAGAGUCCGAGCGACCGUGAACCGGAACCGGAUCUCCACCGCCAGGAGGAUCCAGCACGUCCCAAGGUACCUCAUGUCUUCCCUGCUUGACGAGACCAUCGAAACCGUCGCUGCGGGUCUGAGCACUGCCGUGUAUCAGCACCCCCUGACUCCUCGAGCCCCCGCCAAACGGAGAAGGAAAAGAGGAAGACGGAGGAAAGCGUCAGGAAGGAAGAAGACCCCAUCCAAAUCAUCCGUGACGGGCAAGAGGAGCUCCGGGACAAGAUCUAAGAAACGCCAGGGCCGCGUGAGGAGGAGGACGGGGAAGAAGAGAAAGAAUGAAAUCACAGCUCGUUCUCGCAUUGCACGGACGCUGGGCCUCCGGAGGCCAGUCCGCGGAGCCUGCAUCCCAUCCGUGUACAAGCCUGCAGACCCCUCUCUAGGGCUGAUGCGUGCGGACAUCGGAGCAGCCUCUCUCUCUUUGUUUGGAGACCCCUAUGAGCUGGACCCUUUCGACAGCAAUGAAGAGCUGUCUGCAGACCCAGCUUCCCCUCUGAGUGCCAAGAGGAGGAUCCUCUCUCAGUCAGCUGUGCAGUCUCACCAGCCUGUGGCCAGGCCCAUCUCCAUGGGGCUCUCCAGGAGGAGUGUUCCUGCCGCGGUGCCCGAGCCAGAAGUGGACGAGGCCCCUGUCCCCGACCUGCUGGGGAGCAUCCUGUCGGGCCAGAGCCUCCUCAUGAUGAACAGCGCCGACAUUGUCAUCCACCGGGACGGCUCCCUCAGUGCCAAGAGGGCAGCGCCCAGUCCUGUUCAGCGAAACUCAGUUGGUCUGUCCAGAGAGGGAGAAGGCCCUGGGUCUGGAGAUUGCCUGCAGCCUGGGGCACCAUGCUCAGGAAGGGGGCUACAGAGCCUGGGGCCACGCUGUCAGAGCAGGCCUGCCUCGGCCCCAGCCCCGGCCACCCACUCCUGUGUCCCUGCACUCACCUUGGGGGCAGCUGUGAGACUGGACUCCUCAGGGACCUCUCGGUCGGGUCAGGCUCAGAACUUGUCGAACGUCAUCCGGCCUGGCUUAAAACAAAGUGACAGCCCCCGACUGAAUGGUGAAGGGAAGCACGCUUUGCCUCUCAGAUUUGUGUCCUCUAAGGUCUCAGAUCACAGCUCUGACUCGCCAUCUCAGAGUGCUGUGCUAGGACAGGCCCCCAAACCAGCUCCCAGGAGAACUGACAUCUCUGAGCUACCCAGGAUCCCAAAGAUAAGGAGAGACAACAGCGGCAGCAGGCAGGCAGACGCGGUCCCCACCGGGCAGUGCGUCGAGAUCCCCAGCUCCUGCAUAAGCCGACUCACUGGCAGGGAGGGCCCUGGGCAGCCUGGUCGUGGUGCCCGGGCAGAGGGCGAGCCCAGCAGCAGGGGCCCACAGGAGCCCAGCACGCACUCGGGGGGCGGCCCCCAGUCCCCGGCCCCACUGGGAUCCUCGAGGGGCAAGGGUGUCGGCUCAACCUUUGAGAGCUUCAGGAUCAACAUUCCUGGGAACACUGCCCCUUCCAGCAGACUCUCCAACCCUGGCUUCUGUAACACCUUCCGGCCUGUCGACAACAAGGUGCAGAGGAAGGAGAACCCCUCGCCCCUCUUCUCCAUCAGGAAGGCGAAGCAGCUCAAGAGCGAGAUCUACGACCCCUUUGACCCUACGGGCUCUGAUUCCAGUUCUAUUGGCAGCAGCCCUGAGCAUCUCGGCACUGGCCUCUUGCCCUCUGAGAUCACGCGCACCAUCUCCAUCAACAGCCCGAAGGACCCACCGUUGCAGACUGUGCGCUGCGUCACCUCCUACACGGUGGAAACCACCUUUGGACCGGAGCCCGAGCCUUCUCGGGGGCCUUCCUCCAGCCUGCUCAAGCUCCGGAGUGAGGGGACCACCAAGGGGGCCUCCAACACAGAGCGCGAGGGGCUGGGCAAAGAGGAGCCUGCUGAGGGCCAAGCCUCAGUCCCCCGGGUCCCAAGACCAUCCCCGCCAGAGCCCUGGGAGGAUGAGGACCCGCCACCCCGCAGCACCUUCUUUGACUCCGAGGAGCGGACAGUGACCUGUGUGUCAGUGGUGGAGCCAGACGCCCCACCGAGCCCAGAUGCCCCGCAGACAACCACCCAUAGGAUCGUGGAGCUGCGGUCCCUCUCCCGCUCCCGCUCCACAUCAAGCUCCCGUGGCCGGAAGAAAGCCAAGAGGAAGCGAGCCACUACCAGGGAGCACAGGAGGGCCCACUCAGGCACUCGCUCCGGCUCCCACUCUGGGGACAGGAGCUCACAGUCAGUGUCGCCACCAGUGGGUGAGGACCACGCCAAGAGGCACAGGCCCAAGGCCAGGAGCCGGAGGUCUUCCAGCGACUGCUCCAGCAGCCACGAGCGAGCCAAGCGGAAGAAGGCCAAGGACAAGAGUGGGGAGAGGAGAAGGGCCUCCUGGGGCCGAGGCCGCCACAGGUCCCGGUCCCGCUCGGGCAGCCCUGGCAGCUCCUCCCAUGACCGCCGCGAGAGCAGGAGGAAGAAAAAGAGGGAGUCAGGCUCCAGGUCUUGGGGGAGGGAGUGCUCGCCCCCCAGCAGCCUGGAGAGAGCCCGGAGGCACCGGCACCCAAGGGAGAGGAGCCGCGAGCGGCCCCGAGACAGGCGGGGCUCCCGUGAGAGGAAGAAGCGCAAGUGCAGAUCGCCAAGCGUGGAGCUCAGGUCCAGGGAGCGCCGGCGGCCUCGUUCCCGUGAGAAGCGGCCACGGCCCCGCUCCCGCUCCCGCUCCCGCUCCCCAGAGAGGAAGUUGGCCGUGAAGGAGGCUUCUCCACAGCCGCCUCCACAAGAGGAGGCAAGGCCAGACAGGGAGCCCCCGGCCAGGCUGCCAGCUUCAGCAGAAGCAGACACCUCUCCAGAAGAGGCUGAAGCUCACAAGGCCCCCCCAAAGGCCGCCCCUAUGCUGGAGGUGCCAUCUGAGUGUCCACCUGAGGACCUGGACUAUGGCGACUCCGUCGAGGCAGGGCACGUCUUUGAGGACUUUUCUAGCGAGGCCAUCUUCAUGCAGCUGGAUGACAUGAGCUCCCCACCCUCGCCAGAGAGCACGGACUCCUCCCCAGAGCGAGACUUCCCACCCAACCCUGCUGUGCCCCCGGCCAGCCAGCAGCAUGACACCAGCCUGGCCAUGGCCGUCAUCAGAAGGGAGGUGUCACUGAUCCACGGUGAGGAUGCUGUGCAGCCCCUGCCCCUGGCAGAGGGCCCCCAAGAGAAGCCCUUGCUCUGGCAGGAUGCAGACGAGGCCGCUGCGGUACCCAGCGCCCUGGGAAUCCAGGCCUUGGGCGGGGCACCUGUAGGGAAGGAGGAAGGCCCCUCUCAGACCCCCCUGCUGCGGGCUAAAGCCCUGGUGAAGAGGGUCACCUGGAACCUGCAGGAGGCAGAACGUGGUACCCCAGCGGAAGACCGAGGCCUGCGGACGCCACUUCACAGGCCACAGAAGCCCCAGGAAGGGGUCUGGGAAACAGACGACGUGGGCCCCACAGCAGCCUUCCAGCAGGUGUCCUUCUCAGAGACCCCUCCCCCAGGCUGUGUGCUCCCAGGGCCUGGCUUCCCUGACACUCACCCCUCUCAGGUUCACUACUCCAACCUGCCUCCCGCCCUGGCUCUGCCCUCGGGUGUCCCACCCUAUGCACCAGUCAGCCAGCCUGCAGUCCAGUUCAUGCUGCAGGGGAGCCUUCCCCCUGCGGGCUGCAGGGUGGCACAGAGCCCAGCUCCAGUGCCCACCAUCCUGACCACAGCCUCAGAGCCAGCUGGCCACGCGGCCAACAACGCAGAGGAGAACACGGCUGCUCCCAGGCCAGCCUUGGACAAGGCCAAGAACGAAGAGUACAUGAAGAAGCUGCACAUGCAGGAGCGGGCAGUGGAGGAGGUGAAGCUGGCCAUCAAGCCCUUCUACCAGAAGAGGGAAGUGACGAAGGAUGAGUACAAGGACAUCCUUCGUAAGGCUGUGCAGAAGAUCUGCCACAGCAAGAGCGGGGAGAUCAACCCUGUGAAGGUGGGCAACCUGGUCAGGGCCUACGUGGACAAGUACAGGCACAUGCGCAGGCACCGGAGGCCCGAGGCUGGGGAGGAGCCGCCCGCCCAGGGCGCUGAGGGCUGAGGCCAGCCAAGGCCAUGGGGCACACCCUGGGAGCUGGUGCCCCGUGAUGGCAGUGGUGGCACUUCCCCAGAUCCCCAGGCAGUUCUGUUGGAAGUGGCAGAAGUAGAAAAGUGGGGACAUCUAGCGCUCCUGUUUUCAGGGUUCCUGUGAUCACACGUGGUCUGUGCACCUGUCUUGCUCACAGCUUAAAACUGGACUUUUUUAUAUGUAUAUUAUAGAUUCACAGUUUCCAUUGUGUUCUAAUUUAUCAAAAAUGGAUUCUCUUUAGAAACUUC
This is a messenger RNA of Equus quagga, 5371 nucleotides long. It is a transcript of the gene PHRF1, whose product is annotated as PHD and ring finger domains 1. The transcript has 18 exons. The record is from RefSeq and is a predicted model, not a curated record. NCBI's taxonomy places the organism in Eukaryota, Metazoa, Chordata, Mammalia, Perissodactyla, Equidae. Bases 144 to 5096 code for a protein of 1650 amino acids.